AUGAGACUCAGGUCGAUCAUCAAACCUCCGCAGAGAUACGCGUCUGAGAUCUUGAUGACAGCUGCUGUCCGACGGGGCACACACAAUUCUAAUGCGCGGAAAAAUUAUGUCGAUUUCAAUCCAAACCUCCCUCCUGCAGCCUUCCCAACCUUAGACAACCCGCGCCCCGUUGGCCAUAACCGUGUCGCAGAGGAAUCUCAUCAUUCGCAAAAUACUGAGGAAGGUGAUCAAAAGUCGGUUGGCUAUCAUGACCAAAUUCAUCCCCAGAUUGUUGACAAUUUCAUUGCCAGUAACGGGCGGCAGAAUCCACAGUACGCGGAGAAUAUGGCGAAGCUGGAUACCGACAGUGGCUCAGAGCUGGCCAUAAGCGACGACGACGAUGCUGAGCUUAAUGGAGAUGGAGAAGCUUUCUCUCAGGAGUUAUCCGACGACCCAACAUGGGGCGAUCUCGUUCUUGGCCUACAACUCGAGAUUGCCGAAAAUAUGCUUGCCAAACACGAUUUGUUGAAAAUUCAGAUAUUGUUAAGUCUUGAUGACGGUGAAGUUACGGAGCUGACAGAAAAUCUCAAAAAGCAAAAUGAGGACACUGAGCAUGAGAACAAGAUUCUCGAGGAAAUGAGAGCAAAACAGCUGGCGGCUUUAAUGUACCUAGACAACUCAGACUUGAAGAGUUACUCAGUACCAGCUAGACUCGUCAUGUCGAGAAAGUCAUGGGCCCGCUGUCAUCGCGCUGUUCAAAAGAACUCCAAGAUGGAAUAUCUCUUAUGCAAAGUUGGGGAUCUUUUACUAGCUAGAAGGUUUCUUUCGAGGCGUGGUUUACCACUGGCAUAUGCCGGUGACUGGAACAAUGACUAUGUCGCAACCCCAUCAUUAAGUUUUGAGGCUGGUGAACAGAAUGCAUUAAAGUGGAGACCCAAUCUUCCGAGGAUAUCGGUUGCUGCAAUCAAUGACACUAGGACAGGAAGUCAAAUGAACAACUACCGGAACCCUGGUCCCUAUUUUCAAAAAUCCAGGUCCGAUGGUGACCCAGGACCGUCCACAUUAGGUGAGUCAUCCCGUACAACCUAUUGGCGCAGGUUUUCAAGUGUUUCAAAGUCUAAACAUGGUGAACGCGUCGGUUACAUAUCAACGAAACGACGAGGCUUAGUACGACUCAAAAUCGGCUCACAACAUGCGGCUCGUUUUCUGGCUAUCCACCAGUCGGUCCCGAGUGUUCACAGAAACUUCGUGAAAAUAGGGCCCCUAUCUCUACGAGAACAAGCCAUGUGUAUGUCUACUAACGCCGAUAACAUAAUAGAGAAAACUCAACCGAAACCAAAGACUGAAAAAGUUCUACCAGUUGCAGGAGUCUUUGGAUUACCAUUACCUCGCAAAUUCUCUCGAUGGCCCAUCAGUGAGGAUGGAGAAGACCUCAAAGGCAAGCGCCCUGCACAUACAGGUGGAAAUAGCACAUCCGAAAAUAAGCCCUCUCUCGCAACAUCAAAUGAUGGAACUUUCGAUGUGGAUAGUCAACCCGAAGAAAAGACUGGUAGGGAUCAAGAUGUACCUUCAAUUUCUGAAGAUUCGGCAGAGGUUGAAGUCGAGACCCAAGAAGUGCCAGACAACCCCUCAGUUGAGAACCCGCAUGGUGGAUGUAUGACGGACAUGGAUGGGGAUACCGGGGAAGAGGUUCAAAUGGGAUUAUCUGAAGUGAGCCCACCGGCAACUAAUUCCACCGUGUCUCCAGCUGAUCCGUCUCCCGAAGCAAAGGAACCCCUGCUGAGUGAGGAUAAGCCCGUAAUCAGCGAAUCAAAUCUGCAACGAUCUCUUCUUCAGGGUGUUGAGGAAUUUAUUUCGGAAGCUUAUAUUGCUAGCGAGCCACUGGAGGCUUCCGAGACAAAUUUGUCCACAAUGCAUAAUCAUGAGGAACAACGAAUCGAAAUCAGCGAACAGGAUCGAGCUUCCUCGGCGAUAUUAAUGGAAGACAAAUCAGCCGGAGCUAUCUCCGAUAUCGCGAAUGAAGACCCAUUGAACUCGUCAGAUGUUGUAAUGGCCGAUGUAAAUUCAGAUCUAUCUCUUCAAAACUUAAGUCCUGCUACGGAGAUCUCGAUAGAACCUGUAAAGGAAACGCGUCGGAUAGUGACACGGUCUAGGACAAGCGAAGUCUCGAUCAAACCUGAAGAUGCUGAAGAGUCUUCCAGGCCGACAAAGAUUCGCCGCAAGUCAAGCGUACACAUGACGCCUACCGAAAUCACCCAAGGGACCACCGAUCUGCCUCCUCGGCGCAGUCCUCGGCGCAGUCCUCGCAAUAAACAGAAACAGUCCGAUCCUAGAACAAACAGUCAACGUGUUCUUCGAGGGAGGAGAACAAUUAUGAGUGAUGACAGCAAGAAUGAUUGA
Talaromyces proteolyticus is the source of this 2379-nucleotide messenger RNA. RefSeq lists its product as uncharacterized. Bases 1 to 2379 code for a protein of 792 amino acids. Lineage: Eukaryota; Fungi; Ascomycota; Eurotiomycetes; Eurotiales; Trichocomaceae. The transcript has 2 exons. The record is from RefSeq and is a predicted model, not a curated record.